Molecule: messenger RNA, 485 nt
Organism: Closterium sp. NIES-67
Lineage: Eukaryota; Viridiplantae; Streptophyta; Zygnematophyceae; Desmidiales; Closteriaceae
Source: the annotation of a GenBank genome assembly
AGGGAAUGGCAGAUGGACGCCGACAGGCCGAGGCGAAACACGAAACUGCGGAGAGGGCAAAGAGAAGACGGGAAGAGAGAGAGAGAGAGAGAGAGAGAGAGAGAGAGAGAGAGAGAGAGAGAGAGAGAGAGAGAGAGAGAGAGAGAGAGAGAGAGAGAGAGAGAGAGAGAAGAGAGAGAGAGAGAGAGAGAGAGGAGAGAGAGAGAGAGAGAGAGAGAGAGAGAGAGAGAGAGAGAGAGAGAGAGGGAGAGAGAGAGAGAGUGGGGCCGGCGGAGAGAGGAAAAUAGCAGCGCUGUCACAGGGGAUAGACAGGCGGAUAGGGGGAGAGGGCAAGAAGCACGCUGCGAUGGAGGAGGAGGAACGGAGGGAGAGGGCGCAGGGACGGGAGGAGGGUCGCAACUGCCACUCCUCUCUGGUGGGGGUUUCCUAUUGCAGCAUCUUUUUGAAUCCGGGGUGUAAUUAUUCAAGAAUGCCAGCCAACUAGC